GUCUAUUGCAACCUUAUCUGAUGAGAUGAGCGAGGUAGCACUAGAUUAGAACUCCUUGUUACUGUAGCGCAUCUGGAUCUGGACUUGCCCUUCCAUUAUUGUCCUUGUUCCUCCUAUAUACUUGCUCCACUCUAGCAAAGUACCAGCAAGGAAGGAGAGCUACCUCAGCUGCCCAAGAAGAGCCUUCCGGCAAUGGCCACGGCGGCAUCUCCAGCAGCAACCUCCGGCUCCGGCUCCGCCGCCGCCGGAGAGAAACUGAUGAAGGAGGAGGUGCUUCCCCCAACCCUGGCUUCCAAUUCCCAACCGCCAAAUCUCUUGGAUGGCACAACAAGGCUUUACAUCUCCUACAUAUGCCCAUACGUGCAGAGAGUUUGGAUCGCAAGGAACUUCAAGGUACCGAUCGAUGGAGGUGUACCGGCCGGCCUCAUCAUUUCCUCAUGCUUCCGCUAUCAAAAUCUUGAAAAUUUUCUUGGGCAGGGGUUGCAAGACAAGAUUCAGCUGGUUGCCAUUGAUCUGCAGGACAAGCCUGCGUGGUUCCUUGAGAAAGUUUACCCGCCGGGCAAGGUCCCCGUGCUGGAGCACAAUGGCAACGUCAUAGCAGAGUCCUUGGAUCUGCUCAGCUACCUGGACGCCAACUUUGAGGGCCCCAAGCUGCUUCCCCAGGACGACCCUGCAAAGCAAGCCUUUGCCGAUGAGCUGAUCGGCAGCAGCGACCCCGUCAUCGUAGCCUUGUUCAGGGCAGGCCGUGCCGCUGCCGGUGCCGGUGCCGGAGGAGAUGAUAUCAGUGAGCUAGUUGCGCCUGCUCUUGACAAGGUGGAGGAAGCCCUGGGGCGUUUCUCUGACGGGCCCUUCUUCCUGGGGCAGUCCAUGAGCGCAGUCGACAUGGUGUAUGCGCCCUUCGUUGAACGCUUCAAGGAUUUCUUCGCUGCUGCGAAGCAGUACGACAUGACACAGGGAAGGCCCAAACUCAAGGAGUGGAUAGAGGAGCUGAACAAGAUAGACGCCUAUGCAGCGACCUGGGGGGAUCGCCGUCUGCAGAUCGCCGCCAUGAUGAGCAAGUUCGGGCUAGAAAUCCCGGUAGCCUGAUCUCAUCUCAUCUCAUCAUCACAACAUCUGGACGGUUUCAUGCCGUAUGGGUUGGAAUAAGGAGAGAGUUUGUUCUGGUGUAUGCGUUGCUUGUACUCGUCUAGUAUCAAACAAGACACCACUUGGCAUGUUUUAUUCUCUGAAUUCUCAAUCAAACGAAAUUUCAUGAAUAAAUUACCAUCCCAAACAACA
Messenger RNA from Setaria italica (foxtail millet), 1278 nucleotides. Its product is annotated as protein IN2-1 homolog B. The coding region runs from base 193 to 1086 and encodes 297 amino acids. Lineage: Eukaryota; Viridiplantae; Streptophyta; Magnoliopsida; Poales; Poaceae. Gene Ontology annotation, cellular component: cytoplasm. Gene Ontology annotation, molecular function: glutathione transferase activity. The transcript has 6 exons. The record is from RefSeq and is a predicted model, not a curated record.